UAUGAUCCUCCUGUUUGCUCCACAAUCCACAUGCAGGCGAACCCUUCACUUUGGCGCAUCAUAACAAACUUACUUACUUGUCAUGUCGUCUUCUUCUACUACUGAGGAGCCUGUAUCGAAGCGGCAGAGACUACAGGAUGCUGCCUCUGCCAUCUUGCUACUAGAUCGGAAAGAUCUUUGGAUUGGAAGGAUCUUUCUGCAGAAUUCACGUAACAGAUCCUUCCCUUUGUGGGCAUGGGCCAGUAUGCCUUUGUGGGUGGUGUCAACAAACAACUGAAUCAGCUGUACACGGAGUAUGGUGCUGCCGUCAAGGAUCCUCCACUGGUGAUGAAAUCUAGUGAACACGAACGCGCAUGGGACGGAUUUGCAGCGACAAGCACUGACACGUUCUAUGGCAGCACCUUUUGUAAUCUGAAACUUGCUAAAUACUGGCUUGAUGAUACAUCCGGCAAGAACCACAUGCGGACAGGUGAUGCAUUCCGGGUUAUUGCCAAAGUUGGAAAUCUAACAGUUCUGCAAUGGGCCCUUGAACACAAGUUGUUUCCGUGGAGUAAACUAUUUGAAGGUGCAUGCAGUGAUGCUGCUGCUCAUGGUCAUCUUGACAUCCUCAAGUGGGCUCGUGAGAAGGAAUGUGAAUGGAAAUCAACUACUUGUUUUUGUGCAGCUCGACAUGGUCAUCUAGACAUUCUCAAAUGGGCGCAUGAGAAUGGUUGCCCUUGGGACCAUUGGACAUGCAGUGCUGCAGCAUCAUCGGGGCACUUGGACAUUCUCAAGUGGGCACGUGAGAAUGGUUGUCCAUGGAAUGCCGACACAUGCACUGAAGCUGCAAAGAGUGGGCAUCUCCAAGUACUGAAGUGGGCACGUGCCAAUGGAUGCCCUUGGGACGAGAAAACCUGCAGGAACGCUGCUGAAAGUGGUCAUUUAGAAUUGCUGAAAUGGGCAAACGAGAAUGGCUGCCCAUGGGACGAAACUACAUGCUGUGCUGCUGCUCUAGAUGGUCACGGAUGGGAUGCAUGCACAAGCUGUGGUCACACUGCUGAAACUGAUCAUUUAGUUGUUCUCAAAUGGGCUCGAGAGAAUGGAUGCCCAUGGAAUGAAUUUACAUGCAGUUUUGCUGCUACAGGUGGUCGAUUGGAUAUUCUAAAAUGGGCUCGAGAGAAUGGAUGUCUCUGGGAUGCCGAAACAUGCUCAGCUGCGGCUGAAGGAGGACAUUUGGAAUUGCUGAAAUGGGCUCGUGCCAAUGGAUGCCCUUGGGACGAGACAACCUGCAUGAAAGCUGCUGAAGGAGGACAUUUUGAAUUGCUGAAAUGGGCUCGAGAGAAUGGAUGUCCCUGGGAUGCCGAUACAUGCUCAGCUGCGGCUGAAGGAGGACAUUUGGAGAUUCUGCAGUGGGCUCGUGAAAACGGCUGCCCAGAAGAGGGCCAAGAGGACGAAGAGUGGUGAUUCCGAGGCAGAAGAAGAGGAUCAAGGAUUGAUUGCCAGGCUAGACCACCGGUGCUCAAGGGUUUCCCAGUUGGUUGCGUCUGCUGUCAGCCGCUGGCUAGCUAGCUAUCCGUGGAGCGGUAGUGCAUUGCUAUUCUAUGACUGCUAGGGCAAAUACUUUUGUAGUUGAAAAGAUAGGUUCUGUUCUAAAUGUUUUAGAGUCGCAAAUGUCUGUCUGUAGAGAAGCAGGAAGGAGGCAAGGAGGUCGUUUUGCUU
Seminavis robusta is the source of this 1698-nucleotide messenger RNA. The record is from the annotation of a GenBank genome assembly. Lineage: Eukaryota; Bacillariophyta; Bacillariophyceae; Naviculales; Naviculaceae.